This is a messenger RNA of Paramecium sonneborni, 875 nucleotides long. The record is from the annotation of a GenBank genome assembly. Lineage: Eukaryota; Ciliophora; Oligohymenophorea; Peniculida; Parameciidae.
UAGAAAGAAGUAGAGAUUUAAAUAAUGUAAAGAUAAAAGGCUUACUAUGCUGCAAAAGAUAAAAGAAUAGCAAAUUUGAAAAGCACUUUUGCAUUAGCUUUAACAACUUCAAAUAAGAUUGUUGAUUUUGUCAAGGAGAAAAUGAAUACAAAUGAUUACAUAAAUUGAAGUCUUAAGAAAUUCAGGACUAUCAAAAGAAUUAAAAGUUAAUGUCGAUGUGGAAGAUAUAUAUAGAAGAAAAAGAUAAGAAUAAGAAGAAGAAAUCAUGAGAAAAUAAUAGGAACUUGAAGAAGAAAGGAAAGCAGAAGAAGAGAAGAGGAAGCUUUAAUCUAAUUAAUCAAAAGAAUAACAAGACAGCUAAAUUAUACAUAGUUAAGAUCAUAAUGAAGUAUUGUUGUAUAGUAAUAGUAGGAGAAUGACCUAAUGAAAAAAAUUAAGAAGAGAAUCAGGAUUAUGGAAAUGAAGACGAUUCUGAUAGUAGUCAAUAAUAAGGGGAAGAAAAAUAAGAUUGGAUUGUAAUUUUUUUAUUAAAUUUAACAUAAAGGUACUCUCUAAUGAUCCUGAAACAAAGCGAAUAUAAAAAACUUUAUUUCCUGAUAAAGUUAAAACUGCAGAAAAUAAAAAUCUAGAAAAAAAUAAAAUAAAGGAGAAUCUCUCAAACAAUUAAUGACAAAAAGAAAACAGAAUUGAAAUUAUUAUUAUAAUAGAAAUAAUUUAAAUUAUUUAUUAAAAGAUAAAUUUAAUAAAAUUUGCUUAAUUUAAAUAGAAAUAUUUCAUUAUUUGAAAAAUCUCAAUAAUGUGCAUUAAUUAGUGAAGUUUUUAUUUAAACUUUUUGCUUCUCCAAAGAGAGUUUUAUGUGUUUUAUUAACACUUGA